GGAGGCUCUGGAGGCAGAUGAGCUCUUGAACUGGACUGAGGGAUAAACUUGUCAGGUUUCUCCGGUUGUGGCUUUUGUACAACCAGAGACAGCGCUUCGGUUUGAACAUCUGGAACCCUCACCACUGCACUCCCAUAGCAGCCCUCUUCGCGUGAUGGCCGUCAUUCAGAUUCCAGUCAUUGUGGCCACAGCUCCUGGAUGCAGGAGUUUGCUGCCAUUGAUGCGGUCCAGCCCCGGCACCAACGCCCCCGUAUCGGCCAGACGCACUGGUUCCGCCCGGUCGCACCGCCUCCAGCCCAGGGAGCAGCGACCCGCCGAGCCGCGCUCCCUCCAGUGCCGCUCGUCAACGCCAUGCUGUCACGCUGCGUGUACCGGGCGCUCGGCCGCUCUGUGUCAGCGGUGAGCCGGCCCAGUAAUGUGUUUGGCCAACAAACCGCAGCAGGUGUCUCUGUCUGCAGCCAGCUGUUUUACAGGAAUUCCAGAUCGUUUAGAUGUGGAUGUGAACUUCCUCCAUCAGCAAAUGUCUUACCUGUCAGAUAUUUCAAGACGUCUGCUGUUCACGGAGUUGAAGUAGUCACGGUCAAAACCCCUGCGUUUGCUGAAUCUGUUACAGAAGGAGAUGUGAGGUGGGAGAAAGCUGUGGGUGACUCAGUGACAGAAGAUGAAGUUGUGUGUGAAAUUGAGACAGACAAGACCUCUGUACAGGUUCCCGCCCCAGCAGCUGGUGUGAUCGAAGAACUGCUGGUACCCGAUGGAGGCAGGGUGGAGGGAGGAACACCCCUUUUCAAACUCCGGAAAGGAGCUGCUCCUGUUGCUGCCAAGGCUGCUGCCUCCGUGGCUCCAGAGGCGCCAGCAAUGGUGGAAAAAGUCACUCCUCCACCCUCAACACAUGCAGCUACAGCCCCCACUGCCAAGCCCCCAGUGCUCCCAGUACCAGAGCAGCCUGUCCAAGCCAAACCUGUAUCUGCUGUCAAGCCCACUGCUGCUGCACCAGCUCCUUCAACAUCAGGAGGCAGAGGAGAACAUAGGGUGAAGAUGAACCGUAUGAGGCUGAGGAUUGCUCAGAGGCUGAAGGAGGCUCAGGACACCUGCGCCAUGCUUACUACCUUUAACGAGGUGGACAUGAGCAACAUCCAAGAGAUGAGGAAGAUUCAUAAGGAUGCUUUCUUAAAGAAGCACAACAUUAAACUGGGUUUCAUGUCUGCCUUUGUGAAAGCUGCCGCACAUGCUCUGACUGAGCAGCCUCCAGUUAACGCAGUUAUUGAUGAUACAACCAAAGAGAUUGUCUACAGGGACUAUGUAGACAUUAGUGUUGCUGUGGCAACGCCAAAGGGGCUUGUUGUUCCAGUGAUUCGUAAUGUUGAGACCAUGAACUUUGCCGACAUUGAAAAAGCCAUUAAUGCACUGGGAGAAAAGGCUCGUCAAAAUGAGCUGGCUGUGGAGGAUAUGGAUGGAGGCACAUUCACCAUCAGCAACGGUGGCGUGUUUGGCUCCGUGUUUGGCACACCCAUCAUCAACCCUCCUCAGUCUGCCAUCCUCGGCAUGCACGGCAUCUUUGACCGACCUGUGGCCAUCAAUGGCAAGGUUGAGGUGCGACCCAUGAUGUAUGUGGCACUGACGUACGACCACCGACUCAUCGACGGCAGAGAAGCUGUCACUUUCCUACGCAAGGUCAAAGCAGUGGUGGAGGACCCACAAGUCCUGCUCCUGGACAUGUGAUCCUUCUACCACAUCGUUUAGAUUUUAUAGUUCGGUUGCACAGAAUAUCCCCAUUGGAAAAAAAUACGCACAAAGUUGACCACUGUUCAUUGAAACCUCAGGAGAGAUACUGGGGUCCUGUUCCAUCUGUCAUGGGUGGGAAUACACACUUUUACCCGUGGAGAGUAAUGCUGAAGUAUCUGCAACGUGGACUUUGCUCUAUGUAAGGCUGUGUUAUUAAGUUGUGCCCCUCAGAUUGACAGAUGAAGCAGCAGCAGAUAAACGUUCCCUCCGUCCUGUUCUCAGUUGUGUAAUAAUCAAACAAAAUGGCUUUUCCAUGCAACGGGGAGCUGCAUUACUUAGCGCCGCUCUCGUUAGCCACUUUUUCCACAGCAGGGCAGGAGCAGCCGCUCAGAUGAGUUCAAGAUGUUUUAUAGGGAACACGGGGCUGAAAGAUUUCCUCUUUUUUGUCUGUGUCUGUAUUAGCAGAACCAGCAGAGCAGCUCUUUGACUGCGGGAGGGAAAUCAGGGCAGUUGUGUUCCUCGUCUCACUCUUCGGCCUCAAAAACUGAAACUGUUCUAAACAUUAAACAGCUCAAUGUCACACAGUAAAUUGACCUAAUCUAUUGAUUUUUUUUACACAAAAAUGUCUAGACUAUAACUGUGAAGCUUUAUUGCUUCAGCCUGUCUUUACAUUAUUGUACAUGGGGUUUUGUAUUUGUUGGGAAUAAACAAAAAAAUGCAAUGUCA
Molecule: messenger RNA, 2448 nt
Organism: Betta splendens (Siamese fighting fish)
Lineage: Eukaryota; Metazoa; Chordata; Actinopteri; Anabantiformes; Osphronemidae
Product: dihydrolipoyllysine-residue succinyltransferase component of 2-oxoglutarate dehydrogenase complex, mitochondrial-like
Exons: 17
Coding region: 199-1719 (506 amino acids)
Biological process (GO): tricarboxylic acid cycle
Cellular component (GO): oxoglutarate dehydrogenase complex
Molecular function (GO): dihydrolipoyllysine-residue succinyltransferase activity
Source: RefSeq, a predicted model, not a curated record